AUGACAAUCAACUACAGUUUGCGCAACAAUGGACUGGCGCAACAACCAACUGUUCCCAUUGCACCAACUUGCAACAUGGAAGCCAAACAGCAAUACAUGGGGCACAACGAACAAUUUCUACUGAUGACGAUGGUAACAAAAACUGUGUGUUGGUCUAAUGAUGACUUUGUCGGUAAGAAGUUCAUAGACACCGUCAAGGGCGCACAUGCAUCAUCAACUUUGUAUGUGAAGACGUCCCUAGAUGCAGGAAGAUGGUGCCUAAUGGCGUCAUCUGGUGCCAAAUUUGAACUCAAGCCCUAUCAUCAGAAUCUGUUGCUCUUGGGAAACUGGCGUUGGUGGACCCAGAAAGCUGCAAAAAAAAAACGACAAUACACCAAUCUCUUCUGUGUCAUUAGCGGAAGAAGAAUUCGACCAUUGGCAUAUAAAUUUUGA
Cylindrotheca closterium is the source of this 432-nucleotide messenger RNA. The record is from the annotation of a GenBank genome assembly. Lineage: Eukaryota; Bacillariophyta; Bacillariophyceae; Bacillariales; Bacillariaceae.